This is a messenger RNA of Cynoglossus semilaevis (tongue sole), 1887 nucleotides long. RefSeq names its product nudC nuclear distribution protein (gene nudc). Gene Ontology annotation, biological process: protein folding. Bases 302 to 1285 code for a protein of 327 amino acids. NCBI's taxonomy places the organism in Eukaryota, Metazoa, Chordata, Actinopteri, Pleuronectiformes, Cynoglossidae. The record is from RefSeq and is a predicted model, not a curated record. Gene Ontology annotation, cellular component: cytoplasm. The transcript is spliced from 9 exons.
UCAAGGUGGCGGACACCCUAACAUAUUGCUACUUCACGAAAACCGCUGAUACGUCACUUUCUGUUUUAAAAACCUGCGGUGUGUACUGGCUAAUUUCGGUGUACGUCAAACAAAGCGCUGUUUUUAUUGGUCAAUAGGGCUGUCGUUAAAACUCAAGAACACCAUUUGGUCCACAGAAGGCAUUGCUGUGUUUGCUACCAGUUAACAGCAGUAACCUAGGCCAUCACAUGGUCGACAACGUUUUGAAAGUCUUGUGGUUCUAACGGCGAACGUUGUAUUGUUAAUGUUCUGAGUCCAAAACAUGGGGGACAACGAAGAAAAAUAUGACGGAAUGUUGCUAGUUAUAGCGCAACAACAUGAAGGCGGAGUACAGGAGUUAGUUAAUACAUUUUUCAGCUUCCUGCGCCGCAAAACGGAUUUCUUCACAGGAGGAGAUUUGGGUGCUCCAGAAAGAUUGGUGAAGGAUGCUUUUGCCCACCACCAAAAUCUGGCAAUGAAGACCCACAAAGAGCGGCAGUUGCAACAGGAGCAGGAAAAGAAACACAAAACAGAACGAGAAGUUAAACUAGCAGAGGAAGAGACGAAGAAAAAGAAUUAUGAAAGUCCUAGAAUUCAAGAACUGACUGAUGAAGAGGCAGUGAAACUUCAGUCUGAAAUUAUCCAGAAAAAGAUGGAACAGAAACAAAUGGAGUGCAAAACUAAUGCAUCAAAGUCAGAAAAGUCAGACUCUGAGGAAGAAGACAAUGAAAAUGACAAAGGCAAACUGAAACCAAAUGCAGGAAAUGGAGCUGACCUGUCCAACUACAAGUGGACACAGACACUGUCUGAAGUUGAUCUGUCAGUGCCUUUUAAUGUGAAGUUUCACAUUAAGGGGAGAGAUUUGGUAGUUGACAUUCAGAGGCGCAGCAUCAAAGUUGGCCUCAAAGGUCACCCACCUGUUAUUGAUGGCCAGCUUUACAAUGAGGUGAAAGUAGAAGAAAGCUCCUGGCUUAUAGAGGAUGGCAAAAUAGUCACCGUACAUUUGGAAAAGAUCAAUAAGAUGGAGUGGUGGAGCAAGAUUGUAAGUACAGAUCCAGAAAUUAACACCAAGAAGAUCUCUCCAGAGAACUCCAAGCUGUCAGAUCUGGAUGGAGACACACGUGGUAUGGUAGAAAAGAUGAUGUUUGACCAAAGACAGAAAUCAAUGGGCCUUCCUACAUCUGAUGAGCAGAAGAAACAAGAUAUUCUUAAAAAGUUCAUGUCUCAGCAUCCUGAGAUGGAUUUCUCUAAAGCCAAGUUCAACUGAGACCUUGUGUCAGCCUCAUCUGCAGAAUGUCACAAUGAACUUGUCUCUUUAAUUUCUUGCUAACGUCCCUUUAAUUUGCAUCAAUGUGUCCUAAAAAUAUUAUAAAUGCUUUUUCUAUAUAUUUUUUUUUAUUCAGUUUUAGUGAACAAUGGAUAAGACGAUAAUGCCAACAUCCUGAUUCCACAUUCUGUUUGGAUUUAUAAAAUGACAUGGAUUACGCAAAUAAAUACAUUGAAAAAUAUCGUUUGAGUCAGUACUAAGUCAACUACUAAACACAACAGAUUAUUUUGUGUUUGCUCUAUAAUGCUAAUGAUCUAAAACAUAUCUUGUCAAAUUGCAUAUCCUAACUUAAACUUAAAAUAUGUGCAUUUGAUAUAUCAUUCGUUAUUUUUGGGCAACCUACAAAAAAACAAGUGCACAUUGUUAAGGGCUAUUUCAAAAAAUAUUGUCUAAAGGAUUUCAUUUUCAAAUAGUUCAUAUAAAUGAUACAGUUCCAGAGAACAACUGUAUGUAUCGAACACCUAAAUUGUACAUGUGAUCCCCCUGCCCCCUGGCUGGCUGCUUUGUUCUGCAUCCGUAAAUAAAGCUUCUUCUGCAUAAUG